This is a messenger RNA of Nerophis lumbriciformis (worm pipefish), 1344 nucleotides long. NCBI's taxonomy places the organism in Eukaryota, Metazoa, Chordata, Actinopteri, Syngnathiformes, Syngnathidae. The record is from RefSeq and is a predicted model, not a curated record.
AUGACACCACCUGAUCCCGACUCCACGGAAGCACGACAUCACUCAGAUGGCGGCGAUCCGCAAAGGCGACGCAACAACAACAAAAGGCGACGCAAUAACAAUAACAACAACCGCAACCGUCGCAGUAAAAACUUCGUCAAAGGGCGAACACGCGGAGGAAAAAAUGGCCGCCGCCCGAAUAACGACCAAGAAGAUUUUACCGAACGCCGUCCACCAGAAUACGUCGGAGAUCCCUUUGAGACGGAAGGCCUCCUCGAAAUCGCCCCCAAGGGAUUCGGCUUCCUGCGCAUUGCCAAGCGCGACUUCGAGCAAGCCCGCAUCGAUGUUUACGUCGGUCAUGACCAAAUCCGUAACAAUGGACUGCGUCAAGGAUCUUGGAUUACUGGCAUGGCCCGCGAUAGCAACCGUGGCCAACAACUCGUCGAAAUCAAAACCGUCAACGGGCUCCCCGUGGACGAAGCCAAAAAGCUCCCCUCCUUUGACGAACUCAAGGCAUACAACCCAGAUAAACGCCUCGCCUUUGAAACCACCCCCGAUCGUCACACCACUCGCAUUCUAGACAUCGUCGCCCCCGUCGGGCGAGGUCAACGCGGCCUCAUCGUCUCCCCUCCCCGUUCAGGAAAAACUACGAUGCUCCUCCACAUCGCCGAAGCCGUCCAAGAACUUCACGAGGAACACCUACACCUCAUGGUUCUUCUCGUUGAUGAGCGACCUGAGGAAGUCACCGAAUUUAAACGCCAACUCCCCGACACUGAGAUUUACGCCAGCUCCAAUGACCAAGGAAACCGCAAUCAUUGCCGUCUCGCCGAGCUCUGCAUUGACCGCGCUAAAAGACUGAUGGAAUCAGGAAAACACGUUUUCAUUCUCAUGGAUUCCAUCACCCGUCUCGCUCGUGCCUAUAACAAUAGCCCCACCGGUGGAGGCCGUGGAAAAGGCUACCAAUCUGGCGGCAUCGUGGCAGGUGCCCUAGAGAUGCCACGUCGCCUCUUUGCGGCAGCACGUAACACCAAAGACGCAGGCUCUAUCACAAUCUUGGCUACCGCCUUAAUUCAGACUAAUUCCCGCGCCGAUGAAGCCAUCUUCCAAGAAUUCAAAGGCACUGGAAAUAUGGAACUCGUGCUCGAUCGAAAAAUUGCUGAGCAAUACAUCUACCCAGCUGUCGAUAUCUUCAAAUCGGGCACUCGCCGUGAAGAACUCAUCCUCCCCGAUCACACCCUCCAUAAAAUUCACCUCAUCCGCCGUGGCCUCUCUGGCCACAAGCCCACGGAAGCAAUGGAGCGCAUGCUCUACUUCCUUAAAAAAACUCCUAACAACGCUCAGCUUCUUCUCGACAUCAAAGGUUAA